AUGCGUCUAGCGACGUUCAGGAUGGACUACAUUAAGCAACUCGGUAUGUUUUUAGGAAAAAGGUGUAGGAUCUACAGUUCUUUUAUCUCUUUGGCCACUUGAACACGUUUAGUUUUACUUUCUUAUAUCAGGCGGAGGUACAAGAACUCCUGAACUGUGCGCGGCGUCUUCAGUCUACUGGAGCAGCAUACUGAAAAUAUGCGCUAAAUUUCUGUGCUUCACUGUCGUACUCUAUGCCCUGUUCUAUUUCACAACAUUCGAUGCAGAACUGGUCCAUGACGGGCAUUUUAAGCGCCCUCCCGGCACGGAGCACGUGGACUGCAAGCUGGCCAUGGACCGUUCCAGCGAUUAUGCUGACAUUAUGUCCGGCCUUCGAAAUGCCUUUUUAGAUCCUCCAGAUUUCCAAGAUCUACCGGUGGAUUGCGCUUCCAUUCAUGCCAGAAACACGUUUACUUCAAAGCCAACUAGUAAAGCAGAGAAAAACUUUCCGUUAGCUAUAGUUCGCAACGUCUUUAAGGACUACUAUUAUCAAGAGCUGAUGCUAGCAGCAAUUUAUCAGCCACAAAAUUUCUACUGCUACUCAAUCGACAUUAAAGCAGAUCCGGUUUUCAAGAAGAGAAUGAAUUCCUUGGCUAAAUGCUUCAAGAACGUUGUCAUAUCCAACAUCUCAAGAGAUAUGGAUAGUCUUGGACAUGGGACUGACAUGGGGCAUCUGGAUUGCAUGGAAUGGCUAGUACAAGGGAAAAAAGAUUGGAAAUACGUUCAGGUUCUCCAGGUAAUCUUAUUACGCCUCAUGCUUUGUUGACAAAACCCAGAUUGCAAGCUCUGCAUAACUUUAGAACCACGACUUUCCACACAAAACAAACGGGGAAGCAGUCCAAAUUCUGCAAAUACUUAAUGGAGCCAACGAUAUCUCCGUUACGAAACUGUUCACGCACAGGAUAAACGUCAGCGAUGAUUGGACUUUCGAUGGACUAAACUUGAUAAAAAACAGUGAGGAAAAAAACCAUAUUGUUAUCAAUUUUUUCAGCCUCACAUUUGGCAAAGAAGUUUGCCAACACCAAUAUGACACUCAGUUUUGUCAAAGGGCAUAACCACAUGACACUCACAAAGGCCGCAGUUCAAUUUAUCUUUGAGAAUUUUAACUUAUCAACGCUCGUUCAAAAGAUUGACCGCCCCGAAGUGUUUGGAGUAGACGAAAUCAUCCUCCCGACCUUGUUGAGCAUGCCAGAACUCGAAGUGCCCGGCCAUUUCACACAAAAAUGCGCUGCCAACCAAACCAUGAACCAAUUUGUAACUCGGUUCGCAAAUUGGCGGAUCAAAGAGCUUUGCAGAAGUCGGCAAUUCCGUCAUCACGUCUGUAUUUUCGGGAUUGAAGAUUUGGCGCACAUUUUAAAACCCGCCCCACAUUUGGUGGUAAACAAACUGAUGCCGGACUUUGACUUCAACGCUGUGGUGUGUCAAUUAGAGGCGCUUUACAAUCGAACGUUCCUGGGCCAGGAAAUCAAACCGCCGUUGAACAUGCGUCAUUACCAAGCCCUUCCCCAUGUGAUCUUUCAAAAUCUUAAAGACAGUAAUGGAAAAGUCUCGCAGUCUGAUAUGGACAAGUACCGGUGCUAUUAA
Molecule: messenger RNA, 1623 nt
Organism: Bursaphelenchus xylophilus (pine wood nematode)
Lineage: Eukaryota; Metazoa; Nematoda; Chromadorea; Rhabditida; Aphelenchoididae
Source: the annotation of a GenBank genome assembly